Molecule: messenger RNA, 3657 nt
Organism: Aspergillus bombycis
Lineage: Eukaryota; Fungi; Ascomycota; Eurotiomycetes; Eurotiales; Aspergillaceae
Product: phenylalanine ammonia-lyase
Exons: 7
Coding region: 1-3657 (1218 amino acids)
Biological process (GO): L-phenylalanine catabolic process
Cellular component (GO): cytoplasm
Molecular function (GO): oxidoreductase activity, acting on paired donors, with incorporation or reduction of molecular oxygen, reduced flavin or flavoprotein as one donor, and incorporation of one atom of oxygen; ammonia-lyase activity; iron ion binding
Source: RefSeq, a predicted model, not a curated record
AUGACGACCGAAAUGGGGUUUGCCCCCACAGUGUUCGCUCUUUCGUUGGAGGGGACUCAUUCGUGGGGAUGGGCCGUUGGUGCAGGGGUAGUGGUGAUAUUCGUGCUCUAUCUUACACAGCGGAUUGCUUAUGGCAGACCCGCCUACGCUCAUGGGUGUCAAGCACCCACACGGUAUGCCCACCGGGACCCUUUCCUGGGGUUGGACUCUUUGCGAGACUCCAUGCAGGCGAGGAGAUCCGACAGAUAUUUUCGAAGAGAGCAACAACUACACCAAGUAUAUGGCAACACAUUCAUGUCGCUGCUGUUGGGCAGCUGGAUGGUGAAUACAAUUGAGCCAAAGAACCUGGAAGUUCUCUUUUCUACUAAAUUUACCGAUUACGAGGUUGGAUUCCGACGUCGGAAUGCCUUUGCCCCCUUAUUUGGCAAAAGCAUCUUUCAGAGCGAUGGAGCGCGUUGGCAAACAUUACGAUCACAGCUACAACUAUGCUUCUCGCGGGUACAAACAUCACAGUUGGAUCUCCUGGAGCGUCACUGUCAGCGUCUCCUGACAGCCCUUCCGCCCGAUAACCAGAACUUCGAUUUGGCCCUCUUUCUCCAUCGAUUUGCUGCCGAUGUUUCAACAGACUUCCUUUUUGGAGAGUCAAUCAAUUCCCUCGAGAACCCUCAGAACUUGAACAGCGGAGCCUUGAAGGCGUUUGCCGACACCCAUAGCACCUGCGAGCUUCGAUGGCUGCUGGGAUCCAUGUCAUGGAUUUGGCCUCAGCGGACAUUCAUGAAAAAUGUUCGCUUAACCCACCGCUUCAUCCAACGAUACGUCGAUGCGGCGUUGCAACGGGAAGUCGCGCCACCAGCAAAAACUUCAGAACAGCCAAACGAGCAGCGGAUUCUGUUCAUCGACCAACUUCGUCAACGAACGCAAGACCCCACUGCACUUCGGGAUGAGUUGACGACAUUAUAUUUUGCAGGAACAGAUGCCCCUGCCGCUUUGCUUAUCAACCUAUUCUUUGUGUUCUCUAAAAGGCCGGAUGUGUGGGAUCGUGUACGCACUGAGAUCCAGUCUCUGAGAGGGAAGCUGCCCGACGUCCAACAGCUCAAGGGCCUCCGAUACGUGCAGGACUGCAUCCGUGAAUGUCUUCGCCUUUAUCCCCCUCAACCCUCCAACUCCCGUGUGGCCGUACGCGACACCAUUCUUCCCGUUGGCGGUGGUCCAGAUGGAAGCUCGCCCGUGUUAGUGCCGAAAGGUAUGAUGGUUCACCUUUCAGUCUAUGCGCUUCACCAUCGAAAGGACCUUUGGGGCGAGGACGCGGAUGAGUUCCGCCCGGAACGGUGGUCCUAUGAAAAGCAAACCUGGAAAUAUAUCCCGUUCCUCGGAGGUCCCCGAAAUUGCGUAGGCAUGGAUUUUGGUCUAAACGAAGUGGCGUACGCUGUCGUACGAAUGGCGCAAAACUUCAAGACCAUCACCAGUGUCGAUCCAGACGAAUGGGUGGAAGGGUCCAGCAUCGCGCUGGAGUCGAAAAACGGGGUUCAAGUGGCCCUGUGCAGGGAUUGCAACCGAGGAGGGACGUCGCAAUGGCGUCUGCUGAAUGAACUGCUUCGCGGUGCCGCCGAGGAUUUGGUCCUCAAUGGCAGCGGACUAGAUAUUCCUCAUGUGGUUUACAUUGCUAGAUAUGCUGGCAAUGUGAGCAUAGACCCUACUUCCUACGAAUCCAUUAAUCAGAGCCAUGCUGCCAUUGCCAAGAGCCUUUCCCAAGGGGACGUCAUCUACGGAGUGAACACUGGAUUCGGAGGCUCAGCAGAUAUACGCGCAAACGACGUCCUCGCACUGCAGCGCGUUCUAACCCGCGAACUAAGCUAUGGUGUAUUACCGCCCGGGGCGCGUGAUCCUCGCCCUUCAUCUGAUCGCCAGAAGUCCGCAUAUCAGGCGUUCGAUCUGAGUCUGGAACAUGCAGCCGAGUCUCACCACCUGCCGCUUCCUUGGGUGCGCGCUGCAGUCUUACUGCGCCUGAACUCGCUGGUCAAAGGCCACUCGGGCGUCCGGCCCGUUAUCGUAGAUCGCUUACGGGACCUUCUUUUGAAGAAUAUCAUCCCCAUGGUGCCGAUGCGGGGGAGUAUCUCAGCCUCGGGAGAUUUGAGUCCUAUUGCGUAUAUUAGCGGCGUGCUUCAGGGCAAGCCAACAAUUCGAGUUUUCCGUCCAGGCGUUGGACGCGAUGUAUAUGCGGACGAGGCUCUUGCGCAGGCCGGUGUGGAACCGAUAUCCCUGACAGCCAAAGAGGGUCUCGCGAUCGUCAAUGGAACGGCCAUGUCGGCGGCGUGCGCCACGCUCGUGCUACACGAUACACACCAGCUGGCCAUGUUGGGACAGAUCCUGACGGCAAUGACGGUGGAAGCACUGCUAGGCUCGCCAGAGAGCUUCGACCCUUUCUUCGCGGACGUGCGCCCGCACCCAGGACAGAUCGAGAGCUCGCGGAACAUCCGGGUGUUCCUGCGCGGGUCUCGACUCGCACUGCCAAAGGACGGCAAGGAUGGUUCGCUCCGCCAGGAUCGGUAUUCAAUCCGCACCGCGGCGCAAUGGAUGGGCCCCGUGCUCGAAGACCUGCUACUCGCACACCAGCAAAUCAGCAUCGAGUGCAACUCGGCCACCGAUAACCCGCUGGUCAACGGCGACGGAAAGUUCCUACAUGGCGGCAACUUCCAGGCCAAGGCCGUCACUGCGUCCAUGGAGAAGAGUCGUCAGGCCGUACAAGCCAUCGGCCGCAUGCUCUUCACCCAGUGUCAGGAGAUGAUCAAUCCCGCCACCAGCUGGGGUCUGCCGCCGAACCUGGUAGCAGACGAACCCAGUCAAUCCGGUAUCUUCAAGGCCAUCGACAUUUACAUCUCGGCCUUGACCUCUGAGCUCGGGUUCCUGGCGGGCCCCGUGAACCAUGUGUACAAUGCUGAGCUAGGCAACCAGUCGUUGAACUCGCUGGCUCUGAUCUCCGGCCGAUACACUGCGACGGCCGUGAGGGUUCUUACGGAGCUUGUCGCGGCGCAUCUACUCUCUGCUUGUCAGGCGCUGGAUCUCCGUGCUAUGCAGCUGCAGUUCUUAGACGGAGUCAAGACUGAGUUCUUCGCCCGCACUGUCUCAAUGGCGGAAAAGCAGGGUCUGACCACCACGGAUGCUAGCAAGACCCUCCCCAGCACGCUAUGGGCCCAUCUCCAGAAAGGACUAGAACAGACCGUCUCAAUGGACAGUGCAGAUCGGUUCCCUCACAUUGCCAAAACUAUGCGCGUGCCUAUUCUGGACUGUGUGCCGUCUCAAACUGCCAACCUUGAAGAUAUGCAGUCAUUCAUCGACCAGCUCGGCCCCUGGCUCCACGAAGCAUGGUGCACCAACCGGGACGCCUACCUGGUGCAUGGUGAUGCCAGCCCCAUGUUGGGAGACGGCUCGAAGAAAAUGUAUCGCUUCGUGCGGACGACUCUUGGGGUGCCGAUGUUGUGUACGCGGAGGAUCUUGACGCCCACUACGGAGGCGAUGGCUACCGGGCAGGUGGAGGAGGCGCCCACGGUGGGCGGAUAUACAAGUCUCGUUUAUCGGGCAAUUCAACGAGGUGAAUUUUUACCCGUGAUUCAAGAGCUGCUGGAGGAGUGUUUGACGAAGGAAGAGCUGGAGCAGUAG